AUGAAUCAAGCCAAACUCAAGAUUGGAUUCAUUGGGGCUGGGGCGAUUCACUUUGGUAGACCGGAAGUACCCUGGGAUCAUGCGUCGCGCCUGGAGAAGAUUGGCGGACUUGAGGUAAUUGGAAUUGUUGACCCUGACACCCGUCGGAGUGACGAGGUACUUAAGGACCGACUGGCCUCUCCGGACUACGGACACAUGUACACAAACUGCCGUCUCCUUGCAAACUACGAGGAGUUACUUGCAAUGAACCCGGAUGUUGUCUUCAUCGGCAGUCCCCCGGGUUAUAGAGGAUCCCCUUUGGGGGGAAAGAAUAUAGAACUUGAGUUCACUCGAGCUGGGAUACAUGCUUUUGUAGAAAAACCUCUGUCGGUUUUGCCACCAGAAGAGUUCUCGACCUACGCAUGCGCAGUAACGGAGGCGUGUCGGGUCAACAACAUCGUGCUGUCAGUUGGCUAUAAGUUUCGGUACCAUGCAGCCAUCCUAAAAAUGAAGGAAUUGAUUGCUCAACACGGCGGAAAAGUGAUGGCAUUCAAUGCCCGCUAUUACUUUGCCUACACCGAAGGUAUUAACAAAUACUGGUUCAACUCCGAUAUCAGCGGUGGACCAAUUGUAGAACAGGCUACCCACUUCUGUGACCUAGCUCGGUACAUUUGUGGGGAAGUCGACAUGUCGACACUAGAUACGCUCUUGCUAAACGAUUCAGACGAGGGCGAGGCCGGUAAGCUGAAUCAUCUCUCUAACCAAGCAGAAGAAGACAUCCCCUCUUGUAAACGGAUCCCCAGAGUUACACUUAGUCACUGGAGAUUCCAGGACGGUGGUCUCGGUACUUUGAUGCAUUCUCUUACGCUACCUGGAAGUCGUUACCAUGUAACUUUUGAUGUUCAGUUGGACGGUCUCCAACUCUCCUUGAUAGACCCGUACGGAAGUUCCAGUAUCCUGAGGGUCCGGAGUCUAGAGGGCGGAAAUCCCAACCAGGACCAAGACUUGGUUUUCGAGAACGACAUGUACCUCAGAGAACUGGAUACAUUCAUUAUAGCUGUUCGUCAAAAGAAGCAAUCCCUAAUCAAAAGUUCUUACGAAGACGCCAUGAAAACAUACGAAUUUACCUGGGCGAUACGGCGACAGGGAGAGGCCAAAAUGAAGUGA
This is a messenger RNA of Ylistrum balloti, 1146 nucleotides long. RefSeq lists its product as uncharacterized. The record is from RefSeq and is a predicted model, not a curated record. Lineage: Eukaryota; Metazoa; Mollusca; Bivalvia; Pectinida; Pectinidae. The transcript is spliced from 2 exons. Gene Ontology annotation, molecular function: nucleotide binding. The coding region runs from base 1 to 1146 and encodes 381 amino acids.